UCGUGGCGUCGAUAGAUGUUGAUAAAGUGAUUCAAAGAGGCUGAUAAGUAAUGAAAUUUUGGUACAUACUGAGAUGCUUAGAAAGUACAUAAAUCAUUAAUGGAUUGAUUAGCCUCUGAUUACGUCUUUCAAGUCAGCUGUCAUAGAAUUAUCCAAGUUUAUAUUUAUUAAAGCACCAAGCAAAUAAGAAUAAAAUUUGUUUUGCUUGGGGACUGUGCAAUAAUUUCGAGGGCCCCUUCCGAGUGCCAAAAAAAAUUAAAGUGCGGCAUGGAAAAUGAGCUAAUGAAUGCGUUGACAGAGCUGAAUGGCCUCAAGAAUCCCGAAAGUACCACAACAACCACAUCUUCCUUCGUCCGUGACACGGGAUUUGUCUUCUACACAUCCGCCACUGAGGUGAGCAAAUCCCAUGGGCGGGUUGUGAUGAGCCCCAAGUAUGUGUCGAAAAUCUACAGUAGUCCACGACGCUGCCCGGGUACGCCGCUCCGGGUGCGACCGUACACAGUGCCAGAGCGGCAUCGGACGCGCAGUGAGAGCCUCGAUCCAAAUUCCGGGGACUAUCAGGACACAAUAACCAUCGUAACGGACACCCUGAGUUCUUCCGUGUGCAUGAGCAGCAGUGGGGCACAUCCCACACCCACCAGCAGUACCAUGAUGGACACCUUCGAUCCUGCCAUGCAAACAAUGGAGAUUGCAGCGACAACAGGCGGUAGCAGCACCAGAAGGCUAGACAGCUGUAGACCGUUGAAGAAAUCAAAAUCCCUGGAGGAUGUUCGUGUGGAGAAUCUCGCGGGAUCGCAACUUUCGCACGAAAUGGAAUUCGUGUCUAGUCGCAUCCAGAAAUUAAAAGUUCAGGAAUACUAAGAAAGUGUUAAAAAAAACGGACAGAAAUUUACAUUAUAUCAAUUCAUCGAUAAAUAUUUUGUAUAUAAUAUUAAAGAAAAAAAAAGAUACCUUUUAGUUCUUUAGGUGAAAGUAAGAACAGAAUGAUUUGUAAAAUAUUCUUUUCUUUUGAGGUCCUUUUGUUUUCAAAAUUGAUUUUGAGAAAUUAUUUAUUAUUUUGUAGAGAAUUGAUUUCGAAAAUAAUAAGUAUUCAGCCAUCUAAUAGGAAAAGAAAUUAAGAAGCAGAAGAUAAACACGUAAAAUACAUUUUUGUAUUACAAAUUAAAUUUUAAAAAAAACCCAAAGUAAUUUUUUGAGAAGUGUCUUUCUUGUUAAAUUCUUGUGAAGUCUGAUUUUAUAAUAAAUUGUCUAGAAAAUUCAAUUCUCAACCAAGGUUAUUGAAAUUAUUAAAUGAAAAGUUCUAAAACUUUUCUCUUAACCGAAUUCAUUUGAAUUUUAUGAAGAAUCGAAGCAUUUUAUGCUAUUUUUAUGCACUUCAAAGUCAACAAGAAAAAAUGUCUGAGAUUAUGAGCAAAUCUGGGUUAAAAAAAAAUGUGAAACAAAAUUUGUAUUAAAUACAGAGUCAAAAUUUAGUCAUUAAAAAAUAAGAAAAAUAAACAAAAAAUCACAAAUUCUUUGUAAAAAAAAUUAAAAUAAUUGUUCAAAUGAAUACUUGUUCAGUUUUCAAAGAAAGAAAAUUAAUUCUAAGUUUUCUUUUAAUAUUGAUUGCCUCCUUUGUUCUUCAAAAUAUUUUCUAAAAUAUUUAGGAAAGAACGUGAUUUUAGGACAACAAUAUUUAAGAAUAAAAUUCAUAGGAAAAUUGACAA
Lutzomyia longipalpis is the source of this 1706-nucleotide messenger RNA. RefSeq lists its product as uncharacterized. Bases 268 to 861 code for a protein of 197 amino acids. The transcript has 2 exons. Lineage: Eukaryota; Metazoa; Arthropoda; Insecta; Diptera; Psychodidae. The record is from RefSeq and is a predicted model, not a curated record.